Molecule: messenger RNA, 603 nt
Organism: Acaulospora colombiana
Lineage: Eukaryota; Fungi; Glomeromycota; Glomeromycetes; Diversisporales; Acaulosporaceae
Source: the annotation of a GenBank genome assembly
AUGACUAAAAUUCAAGUGGCAGCCGUGAGAGAGUCAAUUAGAACUGUUUUAACUGAAUCCCAGGAAAAAUCCCGCAAGUUUAUCGAGACGGUGGAACUACAAAUUGGCCUUAAAGGAUAUGAUCCUCAAAAGGACAAACGUUUCAACGGGACUGUGAAACUUCCAAACAUUCCACGUCCGAAAAUGUCCGUAGUCAUUCUUGGUGACGCACAUGAUUGCGAUCGCGCCAAAGAAAUUGGCUUGGACUUCAUGAGCCAAGAAGAUCUUAAAAAACUUAAUAAGAAUAAGAAACAAAUUAAGAAACUUGCUAAAAAGUACGACGCAUUCUUGGCAAGCGAAACUGGUAAAUUUCCCGCUCCGGUAACUCAUAAUGAUGAUUUGAACGCCAAAGCUGAUGAAUUGCGCUCGACAAUCAAAUUUCAGUUGAAAAAAGUAUUAUGCCUUGGUGUGGCGGUUGGUCAUGUUCAAAUGAGUGAAGAUGAAUUAGUUGCCAACAUCAUGUUGAGCGUCAAUUUCUUGAUUUCUUUACUCAAGAAAAAUUGGCAAAACGUUAAAAGCUUGCACAUUAAAUCUACUAUGGGUCGACCUCAGCGCUUAUAUUGA